Molecule: messenger RNA, 4116 nt
Organism: Eimeria maxima
Lineage: Eukaryota; Apicomplexa; Conoidasida; Eucoccidiorida; Eimeriidae
Exons: 14
Coding region: 1-4116 (1371 amino acids)
Source: RefSeq, a predicted model, not a curated record
AUGCCGUUGUUCAACGCCCCACGCGAAGGCCGAAGGGCCUCCAACAGUGGUACAGCAGGCAGUAGCAGCCUCAACCCCAGCAUGAAGCAGACGCAGCAGAGAACUUCCAGUAGAGGCGGGGCACCAGCAAACAAAGGCAGCAAGGCUCCGCGGAGUUUGUUGACAGUUGAGGCAGCCCAGAAGAUGGGCCGCUGGGGAGACAGGAGGAGGGACAGCACAACUAAAGCAGCUUCACCACAAGCAACCCUGGACGUUGUACGGGGCAAAAGUGUCUCUGGAGUUGUUGAAAAAGCCAGGAGCACUUCAUCUGUAGCAACGACGAAGGUUGCAGCAAAGGCACAAGAAAAGGAAGCAGCGACACAGAGAAAGCCAUCUAGUGACCGCAAACAGCAGGAGGCUCCUCGUGCUGCUGCUGAGCCCUCUUCCAAGUCGUCUUCGCUUAGAGCUGCAGAACAACAUGAAGUUCAUCCCAAAUCUGGGCCACAAAACGGGAAAGUAGCGCACGACAAUGGCGGCCAAUUGAAGAGCAAGACAGCCGUCUCGGCCUCCUCAGGAGCCCGAGAAGCUGCUCUUCAAAAGCUGGCAAAAGUAGAAAGAGCAGCAAAAAGAGAAGAAAGAGAAAAGCGGGUGAAGGAAGUGGUGGAGGAAAGGGACCCCCUCAAGGCAACAGACAUGCAGCCGCUGCUACUAGGUGAUAGAAGAAUAUCUGAGGCACAUCCAGAUGAGGAAACAGUGCAAAAACUCUGGAAAGUCGCUCCUGUACUUAAGAAAAAAGAUUACUUGCUGAAGUACACCCCGGAAAAGAGCAGGAAAUGGUCGCCCCCAAAAGUUUCUAUUCCAGAAGGCCAAAGCAAAGCUUUUAAAGAGAAAAAUAUGGAUUUUUUAUGCGAUAAGUGGAUUGAGCCUUAUCCCAAAUAUUCAGGUUCUGCGGUCCCCCCAAAAGCACCUGCUGCUGCUCCUGCAGUGGGCGCUGCAGAAGACGCAGCAGAAGCGGAGCUGCCUCCGUCGGAUUCUGAUGGGGUUGAACUACCUGAUCAAAUGAGGCUGAAUCGACUCAGUUCGAAAGAAGCAAUGGACACGACUCUGUUGGAAACGGCUUUCCGCGACUCCUGGAGCCAUAGACAGGCUCUGCAUUCUCCAGUGAAAGAAACAGAAGCCUUUAAGAAAGAGUCUGGAAUAGACCAAAUUGCAGACAAACUCAUCAGAAGCAGACAAUCACCCCCCAAAGGCCUUCUUCGAUUCGAAACCCUAGACGACGUAGGAUUUGUAGACCCAUACGCAUCCUCUGGAGGCCCUGAAGACCCUCUGCCGUACCGAAUCGAGAAGAAAAACGAACAGGCAGAACUCCUUGCUCUGCACCAUAUCACUAAGGCAGCAGAAGCUAUGAAGCAGCGUCUUCUUGACAGGCUUCCAUUUGCAGACAUUUCUUGGUCUCGACAACCUUCUUUUGAUGAGGGAAACGUUAAUGAAAUAUUCCAUUUAAAGGAAAUCAAGGACGCAAGUGGAGUUUUCGACGUAACAGAGUCUUCGCUGAACGCCCACGAACGCGUCCGACUCGCGGCUGGGAGGAUUUCGCAAUGCGUGCAAUCCGACGACACGAGCAAGAGAGAAGUUAACAGAAUGACUCGAGACAUCAAAGUGAUGUACAAAGCGGAAAGAGGGGAUGAGGCGGAUGGCCCAAACGUCCGUCGUUCCAGCAUUUGGGAAUCUUUUACGGGUUUUCCUCAAGCCUCCAGCAGCCCUGGAAGGGAGCGUGGGGCAGCAUCAGCAGGUGAAGAAGUAAUUUAUGCAGACCCUGAACGAGUCAAGAGGGUUUGGGCAGAGAGAUACUCUACAUGCUGCGACUUGCUAGAAGACGAAGACGAGCAGAGACUUCACCUUCUGCAUCAAAUCGUGCAUGAAGUGUUUGAACAGUUCGGCGGCAAAUGGAGCAGAAGGACCAAACAGGAUAGACACCAAUGUUUGGCGUGGAGCUUGGAGUUUAGCGAUUCGGGUUUGUUGUUGGAUGCGUUGAUGGUGUUUUACACGCAGCUGCCGCGGACUUCGUUGUUGCUGAAGUUGCUGCGGAAGCCCGAUGCGGCGGGCCUAUCCCGAGCCGUGCCAAACCCGCAGGCACUUGUGAACAAGUUUAUUAUGCAGCCUUGUGAGGUGGUGGAAUUGGCGCAUUCUUUGUUUAUUACCCUUGUGAUGGAACGGUUUUACCUAUUCGAUAUGCGAUUUGCCGAAAGCCCCAGACUGCUCAUAGAAGAAGCCACUGCAACAUCAGAGUGGUGUUUGGCUACGCGUGCGCUGAGUCGGAUGGGACGGAUUUCAAAUUAUCUGCUGGCAGUGAUGCUUGAGUCGAGAGUUCCUGGGCUGCUUCGUCUGUUGUUUCGCCUGAACGGCCUUCAGUUCUUUGAGUACAGAAUUAGUUAUAUGCUACACAUGCUGUCGUGGAGGGGCCAAGACAACUACGAGCCGCAGCUGGAGUUCGAAAGAAACACCGAAAAACUGAUCUCACAAUGCCGCAGAAUAGGCACUGCAGCCACAGCUCUCGCCUCUUCCGUAGGCACAUCCGCAAAAGAUGUUUCCUCCUCAUCCCCUUUUUCAUGCAAUUUAGUCCCCAAACUCACUCCAAAAGACAGAGCCUUUCUGCUCCGCCGAGCCCAGCAACAGCUGCGGACUCUCUUAAGUAAUGCGUCGUCCUGCAUAGCAAUGAAGUACAACGUUGAAGCCAUCUGCAAAUUGUUGCCAUUCACAAUUGAAUACACCGCGAACAUGGACAAGAAGGAAGACAUCUGCUUCAGGCUGUUCGACUCCUUUCUCACGAAAGCAUUCUUUUGCGUACUUGGAGAUCAAAAGGUCCCGACCACCCCCCAGGCCAUCAGUCUUGUCACAAGUUAUUUUGAGAUGCUAGCAGAGGUGCUCUAUGGACUGAGGUCCCCAGACUUGCUGCAGGUCAUAAACAAAGAAGAAGAAGAUAUUAGUGUGGAGCUGAGUGUGUGGAGUAACUUGCGAAGGUGCCUGCACAGAGGUUUGAAUUUAUAUUUGUGUCGAACAGUUUUAUGUUUUAUUGCGGACUUGAUGUACUUGAGCUGUCUAGACAGAGCGCCAUUGCUGCUUAGCGAAGCGCGGGAAAUGCAAGCAGUUUUGGACAGAAUUGUUAUUCCUGCUUUAAGAGAAGAAAAAGUACAACUCCUGACGAAUGUAACGCUCGACUUCUGCUGGAGAGCGGCAGUGUGCCUACGUGAAGUCUUCAAAAAAACAGCAGAAGAAACAGAUAUUGACCCCGACACACUGUUGCCUUUUACUUUGCCUCACCGCUGUGGCCUGCGAGCCGGGGGGCCCUGGCCUUCAUUGUGGCAAAGCGCUUGGGAGCCUUCGUACAUUCCCUGGACUUCAGACAUUACAUCUUCAGACGACUACAGAACGAAACACUCAACCCGCUCUCUCUCCUCACCGCGCGACGAAGCAGAAGCAGCAGUGGAUGGUGCUCCCUCAAUGAAACCAACAAAAACAACAACCAGCCCCCGACAAGCACCCCACAACAGCGGACUUAACAAGGAAACAGAAGAGAGAACAGCGGCUCAUUCCGCUUGGAACUCAGCAGACACAGGACAGCGCCCGAAGAAAGUUUUGUUUGCCUCCGAGGAAGCCGCAGAAACCUUUGGAACCGGACGUUUCUGCAGGGCUGCGCAGGAAUUAGAUAAGAUACACAAAUUCCAGCUGCAGCAGCAGCAGGAGCAGGAGCAGCGACAGCAGCAACAGCAGCAAACGGAGACUGUGCCCUUGUACAAACAGUGGAAAUGCCCUGUAAUUCCCUGUUGGCUGCCUGGCUGUAAAUCCAUCAUUUUCCAGGGACAGGAAACGGGGCCCGCUUUAGAAAACAUGCACUAUUGUCAAGAGUGCCACAUCGCCUCGUACUGCAGCGAAAGAUGCCGGCAGGUGCACUUGAGACUUGGGCAUUCGGAGGUUUGCCCAUAUUUCAAGAGGCCGCCAACAUUUCUCCGUUUUCACAUGUUGAAAAACCAAAUUCCGCGGCAAAUGAAGUACCCGAUACUAAAUGUUUUCUACGGCCUGUGCGAUAUCAACUUUAUGCUGAAAGUACAUCGGGAGGACUUCCAACCAGUUUUCUAG